Messenger RNA from Apus apus (common swift), 1275 nucleotides. It is a transcript of the gene EXOG, whose product is annotated as exo/endonuclease G. The coding region runs from base 77 to 1168 and encodes 363 amino acids. Gene Ontology annotation, molecular function: 5'-3' exonuclease activity; RNA endonuclease activity; nucleic acid binding. The record is from RefSeq and is a predicted model, not a curated record. Gene Ontology annotation, biological process: apoptotic DNA fragmentation. The transcript has 6 exons. Gene Ontology annotation, cellular component: nucleus; mitochondrial inner membrane. Lineage: Eukaryota; Metazoa; Chordata; Aves; Apodiformes; Apodidae.
GCGGCGCCGCCGCGGCCGCCAGGGGGAGCUGCGGGGCAGCGCGGCGCCGCCGCUCCCCUCUCCCCGCCGCGCCGCCAUGGCGGCCUUCCCUCGCCACCGCCGCUUUCUGGGCGGCUUCGUCUGCGGGGCCGCGGCGGGAGCCGCCGCCUCGUGCUGGGCUGCGUGGAGGCUUCUCCGCAGCCAGAGCCAGCUGGAGCCGGCCCCUGGGCGAGAGCUGGUGGAGGAACCAGUAGAAGAAACUCUGCUGGAAAAAUAUGGAUUCCCUGAAGCUGGAACAGAGACCAGAUGUUACACUAAUCAUGCACUGUCUUACGACCAGGCAAAACGGGUGCCUAGAUGGGUGAUUGAACAUAUUUCAAAACAGAAGACACUGGGUGAUGCAGACCGAAGCCACUGUAAAUUCCGACCAGAUCCUAACAUCCCUCUCAUGUUUAGUGCGGUCAAUGAAGACUACCUUGGGAGCGGGUGGUCACGAGGACACAUGGCACCAGCAGGAGAUAACAAAUUUUCAACAAGAGCUAUGGCCGAAACAUUUUAUCUGUCUAACAUUGUGCCUCAGAAUUAUGAAAAUAAUGCUGGAUUUUGGAACAGAAUGGAAAUGUAUUGUCGGGAAUUGACCGAGAGAUUUCAGGAUGUUUGGGUAGUUUCGGGACCUUUGACAUUGCCUCAAACAAAUGAUGAUGGAAAGAAGAGUGUUACUUAUCAGGUAAUUGGAAAGGACGACGUAGCUGUGCCAACCCAUCUAUACAAGGUGAUCCUUGCCAGACGGAACAGAACGUCUACAGAGCCCUUGGUACUGGGGGCUUUUGUGGUGCCAAACAACCCCAUAGGCUUCAGUCACCAGCUAACCGAGUUCCAGGUCAAUAUUGAAGACCUGGAAAAAAUGUCAGGUUUAGUUUUUUUCCCCCAGGUGGACAAAAGGAACGACAUUAAGAAUAUCUGUGAGGUGGAUACCUGUAAACUGAUGGGCUUCAAGGAAUUUACUUUGUACAUCACUACCCGAAAAGUGCGGAGUGCCCGUACAUUGCACCAGCUGGAGAAAGCCAUGUCAGUGUUAAGGGAGGCAGGAAUUGAGCCAGAUGAAUAUCUUCUAAAGCUUUACAGGAAGAAGGAAGGAGACCUACUGCAGGAAAAACAAGGAGCAGCUAGAGAGGGGAAAGCUGGCUGAGGACUUGUUCAGGAAGACGUUUGUACUUUGAAAGGAGAGCUGACAGUGGCUCUAUGAAUUGUCCUUUUUUGGAUUUUGAGAACAAUAAAGAAAUAUUUGGAAGCUGA